AUGGCUACUAAUCGCCCCUCGAAGGAUUCAAUGAAGUCGACCUGGCAUACUGCCAGUCGAGAUACGUGGACCAGGUACCAUUGGAUACUUCAUCUACUAGGCGUCGAUCCGCAUGAUUCUCAAAAGCAAGCACCAGUGCACUCCAAAAGCGAGAAAAUCCCUUAUUUCAUGCAAUGGUCUGCUCACCGCUUCAUUCUUUUCUACGCGGCACUCCCACUCGUGCUUCACCAAGCAUACGCCUUUGUGACCGGUCGAACCCUAAACCCAAUUGCAACAUUCAGUCUCUAUUUCCUCUCGAUAAACUUCAACGUCAUCGUCGAAGCACGCGUUAUCGCCCGUCUGGGUUAUAUUUACGGCUUUCUCGAUGGCGACAAGGCCCCGCGUGAUGGAAUACCAGACGUUGGGGUGACUCAAGUGGCGCAAUCCCUUGUCAAGACAACUGGUUCGCGCUUGGUUCUUGCCAUAUACCUUUCCUACAACCGCAACCAGCUACCAUUGGAUAUUAGCUGGAGAUGGCUCUUGCUCGAGACAUCCCUAUAUGGAAUUAUUUUGGAUUUUUGGUUCUACUGGUACCACCGCACUGCGCACGACGUGGGCUUCUUUUGGAAGUACCACCGCCGGCACCACCUCACAAAGCACCCGAAUUCCUUAUUGGCUGCGUAUUCGGACCACGAGCAAGAAGUCGUGGAAAUGGUCAUGAUCCCCUUACUGACCUAUUCCUGCCUCAAGCUCAUGGGCUUACCAAUGAGUUUUUAUGAGUGGUGGAUCUGCCAGCAGUAUGUGGUGUUUUCAGAGGUUAUCGGUCAUAGUGGGCUCCGACUGCACUUGACAGUUCCAUCGCCGGUGUCCUGGUUGCUGGAGAUGGGAGGCGCUGUGCUCGUCGUCGAAGACCAUGAUCUUCAUCAUCGCAAAGGUUGGCGGAAGAGUCACAAUUAUGGCAAACAGACUCGUCUGUGGGAUGCGAUUUUUGGUACCUGCCAUGAGCGCAUUGAAUCUUGUUCGGAGAAUGUUAACUAUAAUGACACGGCAAGCAUGCCUCUGUGGUGA
Molecule: messenger RNA, 1047 nt
Organism: Talaromyces rugulosus
Lineage: Eukaryota; Fungi; Ascomycota; Eurotiomycetes; Eurotiales; Trichocomaceae
Exons: 1
Coding region: 1-1047 (348 amino acids)
Biological process (GO): ergosterol biosynthetic process
Molecular function (GO): iron ion binding; C-4 methylsterol oxidase activity
Source: RefSeq, a predicted model, not a curated record